AUGUUCGCCCCCAAGUCGCCCAAACCUCUGGCCAAGUACGGGUCCGCAGAGCAGAUAUGUAUGGUGGAGUGUAGUUGCGAGAAGGAGCGCACAUGUUGCGUGCACACUUCAGAGCCACAGGUGCAGCAAGGCCUUGAGAACUUGGCCUAUGAGUAUGGCAGCCAAAGCGACCUCUGCCCUCCAAUUAAAACCUCCACAGAAACCUUUAAACUGCUGGGCCUGGCCCCAGAGCAUCCGAUCCACACCAUCGUAGAAAGCAGGAUUUCCAGGCUGAGCGGAGUGCUGGCUGUCAGCUCAGCAUCCCCAAGCCAGCUGACCAAGGUGGACUACUUGAGCUCUGUGAUCACAGCUGCAGAGAUCGCCCUGGAGCUGCGGAGGAUCGGCUUCCAUGUGGAAUCAGGGGUGUGGAUCAAGGUGGAUGGCAUGCAUUGCCAGUCUUGUGUGCAGUCCAUCGAGCAGCAUGUCGGCACUCUGCGAGGGGUUACACAUGUUCAGGUCUCUCUCAAAGAGGGCGUAGCGCUGGUUGCAUUUCAACCACUUCACAUCACUCGCCAAGAGCUGAGAGACAAGAUUGAAGAUAUGGGAUUUGGGGCUACUUUACUGGCUGAUGAUCCGUCUGGCACUAUCAGCCACUGGCAGGGGGAUACAACCCAAAUUGUGAUCGUUUGGAUUGGAGGAAUGACCUGUAACUCGUGUGUACAGUCUAUAGAGGGGAGGAUCUCUCAGAUAAUGGGGGUCCACUCUGUAGAAGUAUCACUAAAACAUGAAAAGGGAACAAUUACCUUUGACCCUGGCCUCACGGGGCCCGAGCAGCUCAGGGUAGCUAUCGAGGACGUGGGCUUUGACGCAUCACUCCGAGAACCAGUCCAGACUCAAGAAGCGGCCGUUAACUAUGAAAUGUCUGACCUGUCGGACUGGACUUGUAAAAGAGAACUCAGCACCGGCACCGUUUGUCAUUCCACUCCUGCAAGGCAGCGGCCCGGCACUAAAGAACAAAAGUGCUUCAUCAGCGUCAAGGGGAUGACCUGCGCCUCGUGUGUAGCCAACAUCGAGAAGAACCUGCUAAAACACCAGGGGAUCAUCUCUGUUUUGGUGUCGCUGAUGGCCGGAAAAGCGGAGGUCAAAUAUGACCCUGACUUGAUAGAUGCUCUUGCUGUGACUCACCUCAUAGAGGACUUGGGCUUCGGUGCCAAGGUCAUCGAGGACAACACAGUCACACACGGAAAACUGGAUCUCACUAUAACAGGAAUGACGUGCACUUCCUGUACCCACAAUAUUGAGUCAAAGCUCAGCUCAACCAAAGGGAUCGUUGGUGCCUCGGUGGCGUUGGGAACCAAAACAGCAAACAUACAGUUUGAUCCAGAUGUGCUGGGAGCUCGAGAUAUAAUCAAAAUAAUUCAGAGCCUUGGCUUCAAUGCCCAUCUGAAGAAAUCAGGCUUCAAAAGCAAUCUUGACCACAAAGAAGAGAUUCGACAGCAAGUAUCUGGUCCCAGCAUUUUUAUUAACAUACCCGUGACCCUAGUGAGGAUAAGGGGUGUAGAAAAUGGAUGGAUGGAUAUACAGUAUAUAUACUGUAUGUGUGUGUGUGUGUGUGUGUGUGCGUUUGCUUUUGAUGGGCGCAGAUGGAAGACCUCUUUCCUGCUCAGCCUGGUGUUUGGCCUGCCUGUCAUGGGCCUCAUGAUCUACAUGAUGGUGAUGGACAGUCAGCACCAGGAGCAUGGAGGCUCCAUGCCGGAAGAGCAAAACCUGCUGCCUGGCCUCUCAGUCCUAAAUCUGACCUUCUUCCUGCUUUGUACGCCUGUCCAGAUCUUUGGAGGCCGGUACUUCUAUAUCCAGGCAUAUCGCGCUUUGAAACAUGGCACAGCCAACAUGGAUGUCCUUAUUGUGCUGGCCACCUCUAUCGCUUACGUCUACUCUUGUGUGGUACUUAUCGUGGCCAUGGCAGAAGGAGCCAGUCAAAGCCCAGUCACAUUUUUUGACACACCACCGAUGCUCUUUGUGUUUAUUGCACUGGGGCGAUGGCUGGAGCACCUGGCCAAGAGUAAAACCUCAGCAGCUUUGGCCAAGUUAAUGUCACUGCAGGCCACCGAUGCGACUGUGGUCACCAUGGGACCUGACCACUCCAUUAUUAGUGAGGAGCAGGUGCUGGUGGAGUUGGUGCAACGGGGCGACAUUUUGAAGGUGGCUCCAGGAGGGAAGUUUCCCGUAGAUGGGAAAGUGAUUGAAGGAAGCUCAAUGGCAGAUGAGUCUUUAAUCACAGGUGAGCCGAUGCCUGUCAGUAAGAAGGUGGGCAGCCCGGUGAUUGCUGGCUCCAUCAACGCUCAUGGUGCUCUUCUUGUGGAGGCCACCCACGUCGGUGCAGACACCACGCUGUCACAAAUAGUCAAACUUGUGGAGGAAGCCCAAACAUCCAAGGCUCCCAUCCAGCAGUUUGCUGACCGACUCAGCGGAUAUUUCGUUCCCUUCAUCAUUGUGGUCUCUCUGCUAACUCUGAUGGCGUGGCUGUCCGUAGGCUUUGUCAACUUUGACAUUGUGAGAGAGAACUUCCCGGGUUAUAACGCCAACAUAUCCAAGGCAGAAGUCAUCAUCCGGUUUGCCUUUCAGGCAUCCAUCACUGUUCUUUCUAUUGCAUGCCCUUGUUCUCUGGGGCUGGCGACCCCGACAGCAGUCAUGGUGGGCACCGGGGUGGGAGCAAAGAGUGGGAUCCUCAUCAAAGGAGGCGAGCCACUGGAGAUGGCCCACAAGAUUAAUGUGGUGAUGUUUGAUAAAACGGGUACCAUCACUAACGGAGUGCCCCAGGUGACGCGAGUGUUGGUGCUAUGGGAGAUGGCACGCAUGCCUCUGAGAAAGAUCCUGGCGGUAGUGGGAACAGCAGAGGCCAGCAGUGAGCACCCACUGGGCGUUGCAGUUGCCAAACACUGCAAAGGAGAGCUGGGCUCGGAUGUGCUGGGUUACUGCCAAGACUUCCAAGCAGUGCCUGGCUGCGGGAUCAGCUGCCGGGUUUCCAAUGUGGACCACCUGCUGCCACAGCAGAGUGAAGAGCGGUUCCUGUUGCCUGGGGCAUCCACAGAUGAGAACAGCCUGGUUGAGGCUGCAGAGAUUCCGAAUGCAGGUGAGGUUUUAUGUUACUCUGUCCUGAUCGGGAAUAGAGAAUGGAUGAGGAGGAAUGCCCACCAUGUUGGAGCAGACGUGGAUGCUGCCAUGUCAAGCCAUGAGGCAAAGGGGCAGACGUCUAUUCUGGUGGCCAUAGAUGGUGUACUGUGCGCCAUGAUUGCCAUUGCAGACACAGUAAAGGCUGAGUCAGCCUUGGCCGUGCACACACUUAGAAGCAUGGGCAUCCAGGUGGUCAUGAUAACGGGGGACAACAAACGCACAGCUAAAGCCAUAGCUGCACAGGUAGGAAUAAGGAAGGUGUUUGCGGAGGUGCUACCCUCACACAAGGUGGCCAAAGUGCAGGAGCUCCAGGAACAAGGCUUGCGUGUGGCCAUGGUAGGAGACGGCGUCAACGAUUCGCCCGCCCUUGCCCGCGCUGAUGUCGGCAUCGCCAUCGGUACAGGCACUGACGUGGCCAUUGAAGCAGCAGAUAUAGUUCUCAUCAGAAAUGACCUUUUGGAUGUAGUGGCCAGUAUCGAGCUGUCCAGGAAGACCGUACAGAGGAUAUGGAUCAACUUUUUCUUUGCCGUUAUCUACAACCUUGUCGGAAUACCCAUUGCUGCAGGCAUGUUCAUGCCUGUUGGCCUGGUGCUCCAACCCUGGAUGGGCUCAGCUGCAAUGGCCACCUCAUCCCUUUCUGUGGUGCUGUCAUCUUUGCUGCUCAGAUUAUACAAAAAAACCUCAGUGGAGCUAUAUGAGGCAAGAGCAAGAGGCCUGAUGCGCAGCCUCCAGUCCUCACAGAUCAGCACGUAUCCAAGACUAGAAGGCCACCAGCGCAGUACAGCUCCUUCUAUUGGACCCUGGGAAGAGCACAGCACCAACGGCACACCCGUUUUAUAG
Phycodurus eques (leafy seadragon) is the source of this 3993-nucleotide messenger RNA. RefSeq names its product ATPase copper transporting beta (gene atp7b). Gene Ontology annotation, molecular function: P-type divalent copper transporter activity; copper ion binding; ATP binding. Gene Ontology annotation, biological process: monoatomic cation transport; copper ion homeostasis. Gene Ontology annotation, cellular component: membrane. The transcript has 21 exons. The record is from RefSeq and is a predicted model, not a curated record. NCBI's taxonomy places the organism in Eukaryota, Metazoa, Chordata, Actinopteri, Syngnathiformes, Syngnathidae. The coding region runs from base 1 to 3993 and encodes 1330 amino acids.